CCCCUGCCUGCUCCUAAGACCAGUACCCACACUGAUACCCACACCACUUGGUGGAGCCCAUCUCGGCGUACACAUCACAGCACUCCACCUGCGACUGUGGGAGGAAGAAGCCUGCAGGUCAAAGAAGCAGAAGUACCUCCCUGCACCACUCCUCCCCACCCCACACCCCUAACACUCACCAGGCACAGCAUAUACCAGGCUGUAAGCCUUGCAGCUUCUAAAGCCUCUCUGGCCUUCAAGCACCAAAACCACAUGCUGCCUUGUAGCCAACCAUGGCAUCUACCCUGGAGAAAUUCAUUCAUUCUCUGGACCCCAGAACCCUUCCAAGGGUCCUCCAAAUUCAGUCAGGCAUCUAUUUUGAAGGUUCCAUCUAUGAAAUGUUUGGAAAUGAAUGCUGCCUGUCAACAGGAGAAGUGAUUAAAGUUAUUGGCUUCAAAAUUAAUAAGCUCAUAGCAAGUGUUUGUGAGAAUAAUGAAGACAGCCAGUUUUCUGCCAAAGUGGAAUUACCACUAAGUUUUCCUGGUCUUUAUAAGAUUGUGGCAGACAAAACACCAUAUGUCAGCGUUGAAGAAAUUACAAGAAAAGUUGCUAUUGGGCCAACGAGAUUUGGCCAUCCGUGUUUCUACAGCCCUGAGGAUAUAAAACUGGCAAACCUCACUAUCAAACAGGGUGAGCAGAUCACCUUCAAUUCUGUGGAAGAGAUCAAUGGAACAAUGGCUGUGAGCUGUGUUAUGGUCAGAAACAACCGGUCUCAUACCUUUAUUUUGCCCCUAUCACAAAAAGGAAAAUUCUACGAGUGUGAAGAUGACCAGAUAUACACCCUAAAAGAGAUUGCAGAAUGGAAAAUCCCUAAGUGCAGAAGCCGGAUUGUCAAACUUUCCAACACUUUACAUAUGUGGAACUCCUCUAAUCCACUUCCUGAGAAUUUUGGUGGCUACUUGGUUCUCAUGCCUGUCUAUGAAGUGCAGGCAGUAAUGAAAUUUCGUAAGGACAUAGUUCAUAUCCUCUCUGAUCUAGAUGUCGAGGUCAAGGAUAUAACAGACUGUUACGAUGCUUCCUCUUUCCUUCAGCCACUGUCUUUGGAAGAUGUAUUCGAGAGAACAAGCAAGGAAUUUCCCAUGAUUGCUGAGAUAAUGGACGGACUUUUAGGAAGCCAGAAACCUUAUAACUUAUUGCAUACAGGGAAAGAGAUUGUCAUCUAUAAAAAGUACCAGGCUACAAGAAUUAUAGCCUCUGAGAUCAGAAGUGAUUCCUCCAAAAGACAUUUUUUAAUUCCUAUGACCUAUAAAGGAAAGUUCAAGAGAAGACCUCGGGAGUUUCCAACUGCCUAUGACUUAGAGAUAGCGAGAAGUGAAAGGGAACAGCUUCAUGUUGUAGCAACUAAAGCCUUUGAUUCUCCUCAUACAGAGCUUUUUUCAGUUUCAGUUGGAGAUCAGUUUCUAGUUCGGCAGUGUCAGACUAGUGAAGUUCUUUAUGAAGGAAGAAAGAAAGUCAUAGAUGUUUUAGCUUGUGAACAAAUACUAAGUAAUGCAUACAAGAAAGUUCUUCUCCCUAUGUACAUGGAAGGUGGCUUUGUGGAAGUGAUUCAUGACAAGAAGCAGUACCAGCUUUCUGAGAUUUGCGAAGAAUUUCGUUUGCCGUUUAAUGUCAAAGUGUCUGUGAGGGAUCUUUCCAUGAAAGAGGAUGUCUUGGCUGCUGUGCCUGGUCUGCAGCUUGAAGAAGAAAUCACAGACUCUUAUUUGCUGAUCAGUAGUGCCAGCAGUCCAAUAGAGAGCUGGGAAAUUCCUGUGUAUCGCUUAAACAUGUUGGUUCAUUUACUCAGCAAAGAUGUCCAGACAGUUGUACCUCCCAUGACUAGGACAACAGUGGAAGAGAUCAGUGAAGAGCAAUACUAUAUGGUACGAAGAUACGAAAACCAAACUGUACUUCCACCCCCUCGACCUCCCAAAAAGCCAGCAACACUUGUGCAACAACCUGUUUUUGCAGUUUCUGAGCAAGAUGUAUCUGAUGUACUACAGGCUCCAAAGAAUUUCUGUGUAGACACCAAGAAGAAAUUGUGCUCAAAUCAAGAUGCUGAUGUUUUGGUUAAUUGCCAAAAUGAUUUGGUGCAUCAUGACAAUGAGAAGGAUGUGACUGGGAAAGCUACAUUAGUGGAAAACCGUGUGAUUAAAGGUCUAACAAAUAAGCCACUUGGAAAGUGUGAAGCUGAAAAGGAACAGAAAGAAGAGCACGACUAUGAAUAUGUGGAUGAAAACAUAGUUGAAUACAUAAGGAAAGCAUUUGAAGGUGGCACAUUCUGCCAGUUGUAUUCUGGGCUGCAUCAGAAGAAGCAUGGUCAGCAGGAUGAGGGAGGUGAUCCUGCCUCUCUGCUCUGCUCUGAUGAGACCUCGCCUGGAGUACUGCAUCCAGAUGUGGAAUCCUCAGUACAGAAGAGACACAGAUCGGUUGGAGUGCAUCCAGAGGAGGGCCACAAAAAUGAUCCAAGGGAUGGAACAACUCUCCUACGAGGACAGGCUGAGAGAGCUGGGGCUGUUCGGCCAGGAGAAGAAAAGGCUCUGAAAAGACCUGAAAAUAGCCUUUCAGGAUCAAAAGGGGGGCUGUAAAAAAGAAGGGGUCAGACUCUUUAGCAGGGUCUGUUGUUAUAGGACAAGGGGAAAUGGUUUCAAACUAAAAGAGGGGAUAUUU
Molecule: messenger RNA, 2685 nt
Organism: Phasianus colchicus (ring-necked pheasant)
Lineage: Eukaryota; Metazoa; Chordata; Aves; Galliformes; Phasianidae
Gene: THEMIS
Product: thymocyte selection associated
Biological process (GO): T cell receptor signaling pathway
Cellular component (GO): nucleus; cytoplasm
Source: RefSeq, a predicted model, not a curated record